UUCUUAUUUGAAAUCCAAAUCGAAAUGCCUCAACUUGAUAAAUUAACUUAUUUCUCACAAUUUUUCUGGUUAUGUCUUCUCCUCUUUACUUUUUAUAUUCUCUUAUUUAAUAAUAAUAAUGGAAUACUUGGAAUUAGUAGAAUUCUCAAACUACGGAACCAACUGCUUUCGCGCCGGGGGGGCGAGAUCCAGAGCAAGGACCCUAAGAAUCUGGAAGAUAUCUCGAGAAAAGGUUUUAGCACCGGUCUCUCAUAUAUGUACUCAAGUUUAUCCGAAGUAUCCCAAUGGUGUAAGACCGUCGACUAUUUGGGAAAAAGGAGGAAAAUCACUCUGAUCUCUGAUUUCGGAGAAAUAAGUGGCUCACGAGGAAUGGAGAGACAGAUUCUCUAUUUGAUCUCGAAGUCCUCAUAUAACACUUCUUCCAGUCGGAUCACUUGUUGGAAAAACAUAAUGCUCACACAUGUUCCACACGGGCAAGGAAGCAUAAUAUCAUGAAAGCCGUCUGAUAAUCUUUCUAUAGGUUCCCCGAAGAGAAUGG
This is a messenger RNA of Triticum aestivum (bread wheat), 538 nucleotides long. Its product is annotated as putative ATP synthase protein YMF19. The record is from RefSeq and is a predicted model, not a curated record. The transcript has a single exon. Bases 25 to 495 code for a protein of 156 amino acids. NCBI's taxonomy places the organism in Eukaryota, Viridiplantae, Streptophyta, Magnoliopsida, Poales, Poaceae. Gene Ontology annotation, cellular component: membrane; mitochondrion.